GCAUGCGCAGCUCUGGUUACUGUGCACUCUGUAGGGCUGCCCGGUGCUCAGGGGCUCCUGGGAAGAUGGCGUGGAUGGGGAUGGCCGCCCUGGGCGCUUGGGUAUCUCGUCGGAGGUGGGACCGACCGGCGGUCUUCUUAGGCUUCCACCGUGGCCUCAGCGCAUUACUUGCAAGGAAGUCGGAGGGGACGGCACGGUGGGUCCCAGCUUGCAGACAAAAGACGUCAGUCUCUUUCCUUAGUCGACCAGACCUUCCAAACCUGGCUUAUAAGAAGCUAAAAGGCAAAAGUCCAGGACUUAUCUUCAUCCCUGGCUAUCUCUCUGAUAUGAAUGGUACAAAAGCAUCGGCGAUUGAAGAGUUUUGCAAAUCUCUAGGUCACGCCUGUAUAAGGUUUGAUUACUCAGGAGUUGGAAAUUCAGAUGGUAACGUACAAGAAUGCACAGUGGGAAGAUGGAGAAAAGAUGUUCUUUCUAUAAUUGAUGACGUAGCUGAAGGACCACAGAUACUGGUUGGAGCCAGCCUCGGCGGUUGGCUCAUGCUUCAUGCGGCGAUCGCAAGGCCACAGAAGGUAGUUGCUCUUAUUGGGGUAGCUGCGGCAGUAGAUGGCCUGGUGAUGCAGUUUAAUCAGCUUCCGGUGGAGGUAAAAAAGGAAAUAGAGACGAAAGGCGUGUGGAGCGUUCCAUCCAACUACAGCGAAGAAGGCAUUUAUAACCUUCAGUACAGUUUCAUUAAAGAAGCUGAACACCACUGCUUUCUGCGUAGUCCUAUCCCCGUGAACUGCCCCGUAAGACUGUUGCACGGCAUGGAGGAUGACGUCAUCCCUUGGCACAUGUCCAUUCAGCUUGCCAACCAGGUAGUCAGCAAGGACGUAGAUGUCAUCCUCCGAAAACACAGUGAUCACAGAAUGAAGGAGAAAUCGGACAUCCAACUUCUUGUUUACACUAUUGAUGACUUAAUUGAUAAGCUUUCAACUGUAGUUAACUAGAAUCACAUUUUAGGUGGUAUGUACAUGAACGGAUCCAGAAAAUUGGAAGGAGGGUAACAAACGAAAGACGCUGAUACUUAGGUUUUUUCCUCUUAGCUCUAUUUCGUAAAUAUCACAUGAACAUUUACUUAAUGACGUACAAAUUGCGACGGAAGUACAAGCUGCCGUUCCUUCAAUCCUUGAUUUCUUUUCAUUGAAGUAGAGUGAACAGUGUUGUCAUAGUUUCGGGGGCACAGCAUAGUCAUUAGACACCUGCGGGUGCUGCCCUGUGCUCACCACAGACAGAGCUGCAGCCUGUCCGCGCGCAGCACUGCGACAGUGCCAUGGCCGUGCUGCUGCCGCUGCACCUCUCGUCCCGUGACCUCUUCCUCCCGUGACCUCCUCCUCCCGCGCCCAGAAGCCUGCGUCUCCUACUCCUUCGCCUACUUUUGCUCAUCCCCCCUCCCCUCUGACAACCACUAGUUCUCUGCAUUUAUGGGUUUGUUUCUGCUUUGUUUUUCGUUUGUUU
This is a messenger RNA of Suricata suricatta (meerkat), 1494 nucleotides long. RefSeq names its product abhydrolase domain containing 10 (gene ABHD10). Gene Ontology annotation, biological process: protein depalmitoylation. The record is from RefSeq and is a predicted model, not a curated record. Lineage: Eukaryota; Metazoa; Chordata; Mammalia; Carnivora; Herpestidae. Bases 3 to 986 code for a protein of 327 amino acids. Gene Ontology annotation, cellular component: mitochondrion. The transcript is spliced from 5 exons. Gene Ontology annotation, molecular function: hydrolase activity, hydrolyzing O-glycosyl compounds; palmitoyl-(protein) hydrolase activity.